GUUCUUGCCAGAUCGGUUGGGCUUCCAUCGGCGCUCGACCUUCUAUUCCUGCUCAUCUGAUCCGACCACCAAACUCGCUUGUAGAGGGAAGCACGAAGCAUGUCUACGCGAGCCGGCGCCCGUGGUAAGAAGCGGGACAUCGUCCCUGAGGACACUCAAGGGCGGGAAAGGGGUCGGCGACAUGUCCCCAAGGCGAAGAGGGUUCAUUCGGAUGAUGCUGCAGGAAGCGUGCCUCCUCGUCAACCGCAAGGUUGGGCGACAGCAGUGGAAGGCGACGACGACGACGUCUUCACGACGGAGGAAGAAGCAGCGGAGGAGACCGUGUAUGCAGUGCGGAAGAGUGGUCACCAGUGCUCUUUUGAUCACAGCGCUGCGAGGAGGAGGUUGAUGCCUCCAACCGAGGCGCCGCAUGUGCAUGCCCGCGAAACACAGUCAGAGAAGGAGGACGUUGUCAAUCUCCGCGACAUUGCGCGGGCUAUGUGGUACGACGAGGAGUGGAGUAACGUCGUCAGUACGGCCGUUUGCGUGCACACAAUAGACCUGUCUAUGAACUUGCCACAGUGGUUCGCGGGUGCCAGCAUCGAGGACACGCCUGAGGAUGACGACAUGGCGGCGUACCAGGAGUCCACCAUGAUAUGCAUAGCGCAUGGAUUCCGCGCCGCGGUGCAAAUGGGUGCGAACGUCGACAGCGGGUUCAUCUCACACGACCGUCUUUCGCGGGUUGCUGACUGCUUCCGGCUUUUGUUGACGGCCAGCAUGUGGUAUAUGCGCAUGGCGACAGACGAUCUGCGCAGCCACUAUGAAGCUUUUUACUUCGCGAAGCUGGUGGCGAAGCCCACGCUCAUCACGUCCAUGCAUCACUCCUUCGAACAUCGACGAUCAGUCAUCCGCGCCACACAUGUCGUGACAGAGAGGCUUGGGAAUGUGAACUCUACCUUGCGAGAGUAUCUGAAAUACAUGCCUGAAUGGGCAUCAUGCGGCAUCGUUUUCGGGCACGACGUGAGCAUAACUGGGCUGGAGGAUGCGAAGAGGCUGGAUUGGUUGGGUUCGAGCCCCCUGGAGGAGGAGAACGAUGACGCUGGAAAAGAUGACGCGUAGGGGGGCAGGGUUGAAAAAUUCCCGCGAGAAAUGAAAGUUGAAAAAACAU
Messenger RNA from Chara braunii, 1147 nucleotides. The record is from the annotation of a GenBank genome assembly. NCBI's taxonomy places the organism in Eukaryota, Viridiplantae, Streptophyta, Charophyceae, Charales, Characeae.